This is a messenger RNA of Candidula unifasciata, 693 nucleotides long. Lineage: Eukaryota; Metazoa; Mollusca; Gastropoda; Stylommatophora; Geomitridae. The record is from the annotation of a GenBank genome assembly.
AUGCAAUCCAACAGGACACCCCCAGGAGUUUUGCAGGUUCCAACGGAACCUACAAAACGAUUUGGAGUCUCACUUUACCCGGUUUAUCUUAUAAUAUUCAGCGUAGCAAUAUUUGUGCUGGUCUUUGUUGGUCUUGAUUAUUUGCUGACUGGAAGAGGAGCUCGAUUUGACAUAGGAUGGUUUCUGACUUCAACUUCUCCUUACAUGUGGGCCCUGAUUGGAGUCGGCAUGGCUAUUUCCCUAUCAGUUGUGGGAGCAGCUUGGGGCAUCUACACAACCGGAGUCAGCAUUGCUGGCGGAGGUGUCAAGACACCACGUAUCAAGACAAAGAACCUCAUCAGCAUCAUCUUCUGUGAGGCUGUAGCCAUUUAUGGCAUUAUCAUGGCCAUAGUCAUCAGUACAAACCUGACUGGUGUAGAUAUGAGCAUACUGACAAAGCAUGACGUUAUCUAUAAAAACUACGCUGCAGGUUUUAAAAUGUUUGGAGCUGGAUUGACUGUUGGGAUCUGCAACUUGGCUUGUGGUAUCUGUGUUGGAGUUGUUGGGUCAGGUGCUGCACUUGCUGAUGCUGCCAACGCUUCCUUGUUUGUGAAGAUCUUGAUCAUUGAGAUCUUUGGCUCAGCUAUUGGUCUCUUUGGACUUAUUAUUGCCAUUUUGCAGGUGACAAGUGCAACUAUGGAGAAUGAUCAGUAA